UCUACCCCGCUGUGAGGGGUGUUUCUUUUACGAGUGGGAACUGGGGAGCGGCGAUCGCUAUUUCCGAUACCUUUCCGAUUUCAGUAAUCUUUUUCUUCAAAAAGAAGAUUUAUAGAAAAACUCCCAAUCUGCAACAGACGCGAAAUCGAUCUCAAUUCAACGCAAAUUAUCGUUUCAUACAACCUCCUAAUCCAGGAAAUGGAUGAGGGUUCUGAGAAUAAUGCUGGGAACAUUGCUAGCAAUGUGCCUACCACAGCCACCGGUACUGAAGUGAAGGAAAAGAAGAAGAAAAAGAAAGGACUGCUGUCUAGAAUAUGGAAUUCAAUAUUCAGAUCACACGGAGAUGAUUUUGAGAAGAGACUGAAAUAUAUUUCAAAGGAGGAGGCUGCUAUUAUUGCAAGAAUUAAAAAACGUUCACAAAGUUGGAGAGGAAUGACCAGGCACCUGAUUAUACUUUCUGUACUGUUUGAGGUUAUUGCAGUGGUUUAUGCUAUCGUGACUACAAGACCACAUGACUUGGACUGGAAAAUGAGGGCUUUGCGAGUUUUGCCUAUGUUUCUAUUACCUUGCUUAUCUUUCCUUACUUAUUCAGUGAUUGGAAGCUUCAUGAGGAUGCGUGAACGGAAGGACCAGAAAACCUUGGAAAAGCUUCGGGCUGAAAGGCAAGCCAAGAUUGAUGAGCUUAAAGAGAAGACCAAUUAUUAUACUACACAACAACUCAUUCAGAGGUAUGACACCGACCCAGCAGCCAAGGCAGCUGCUGCUACUGUACUUGCAUCCAAGCUUGGUGCUGAUAGUGGCUUGAAAGUUUAUGUGGGAGAUGAGUCUAAGCAAAAUGCCCCUAGUGGAAGUAGCAGUGACGUUGAGGUUGUGCAGUCCGGGGGACUACGAAAUCGAAAGCAGGUCCAAACAAGAUCUAGUAGCACUGGAAGUACUACAGUGGAUCAUCGUGAAGAUGAAAUGCUUAGACAACUUGAUGGUUCUGAUAUGAGCCAAUAUCAUCCACAGGUUGUUGAGCAUUAUAAUCCAACAAGUUCUAGCACACAAGAUGGAGGAUGGUUAGCACGAAUUGCGGCACUGCUUGUGGGAGAAGAUCCAACACAAUCUUAUGCACUGAUCUGUGGUAGCUGUCAUAUGCACAAUGGCCUUGCUAGAAAGGAAGAUUUUCCUUACAUUACAUACUAUUGCCCACAUUGCAAGACUUUGAAUAGGCCUAAGCAUCUUGGAGAUCUUGUCACAUCAGCUUCCAGCACAUCCCAUUUGACAUCCUCUUCUGCUGAGCCCGAGACUGAGGCUGAGGAUGAGGCGAUUCAAAAUCCUAGUGGCUCUAGUUUGGAUGAUGUCUCUGCCAGUAUCAGCUCUCUGGUUGAUCCCUUGCUGAUGAAUGAAGGUGAUAUGGUAGUAUCUAAUGCUCCUGGUAGCUGAUAUACUUGUUUGUUUUGUUUUUGUUGUGUGUAUUAGUUAUAGGUUGGUUCCUCGUGUCUCUUUUUCUGUUUGCUAAGUUGCUGUAAACGAUGUAGAAAAGAGCAUUUUUCCCCUUCGCACUCGCCUGAAUAUUUCCCAAGUUUACCAUGAGCCUAUCUAGACUUCGAGUUUAGAUGACUGAAAUUUCGUGGACUAAAUGUAAUUAGAUAAUGGAACAUUUUUGUUCAUAUCAAUCCAUGUUAUUUAUGAGUCACGUAA
This is a messenger RNA of Ipomoea triloba (trilobed morning glory), 1683 nucleotides long. RefSeq lists its product as uncharacterized. NCBI's taxonomy places the organism in Eukaryota, Viridiplantae, Streptophyta, Magnoliopsida, Solanales, Convolvulaceae. Bases 199 to 1425 code for a protein of 408 amino acids. The transcript is spliced from 6 exons. Gene Ontology annotation, biological process: endoplasmic reticulum tubular network organization. Gene Ontology annotation, cellular component: endoplasmic reticulum tubular network. The record is from RefSeq and is a predicted model, not a curated record.